UAAGUGGGGGGGUUUAUCAAGGCUCAAGGCCAACAAUUUGGGGAAUUUUCACUUAUAGGAGGGUAAUUCUGAGGAGGAGUGAAUUGGUUUCUUUGUUUUUAUAGCUGGAUUGGAUUGUUUUGCCAAGUUUUGACCUGAGUUGAAGGCAUUAUUGGUUGAUUUUGAGGGCUUGGGCUUGAAUUUUUCUUCUGUUUGCAAGGUGUUGGUGGUGGUGUUUGAUUCCGGGGAUUUUGUUUUUGUGGUGGGGAGUUAUUGAUUUUGUAGGGCAUAAGAUGUCAAGUGUAUCAGAAGGUGUUGUUCAAAUUGGCAAGCUAUUGGUUCAUAUUGCUGAGAAUGGACACUCAUUUGAACUUGACUGUGAUGAAUACACUCUUGUUGAGGCUGUCCAGCGGUUCCUAGAGUCAGCGUCAGGGAUUCAGUUGAAUGACCAGCUGCUUUUGUGCUUGGACAUGAAGUUGGAGUCCCAAAGGCCCCUUUCGGCUUAUAAACUCCCAUCUGAAGACCAAGAAGUGUUCUUAUUUAAUAAAGCAAGAAUACGGAGUAAUUCACAACGACCUGCACCAGAGCAAGCUGAAAUCAUUGAAAUUCAGGAUCCUCCAUCACCAUCCCCCUCACACAGUCCCCAUCCACUUGAUGAUGCUUUGGACCCUGCUCUGAAGGCCUUGCCUUCUUAUGAGAGGCAAUUUAGAUACCACUAUCAGCGUGGACACGUGAUUUACAAUCGUACUCAAGUGAGAUAUGAGGCUUGUGACAGGAUUUUGAGGGAGCUGAAGGUGCAAGAGAGGGCAUUGGAGAUUGCUGGCGGUAAUUUAGAUCAUUACUACAGAAUGAUCCUCCAAAAUUACAUGAAUUUUGUGAAGUGUUAUUCGCAGCAGCACCAGAGCCAUUCUAAUCUUCUGGUGAAUUUUGCGAAGGUUAUAGAGAAAUUGAGAUCUUGCAAACUUCUACCAGCUUUACAAACCUCUAAUCGCAAGUGUUUACUAGAUUUUGUGAAGGAAGAGAACUUGCAGAAGUUGGUGGAGGAUUGUAGCAGUUCCCACGUGCAGUUUGAGAAUAAGGUUUCAGAAUUCAAGCACGAGUUUGGAGAGCUAAAGUGCAAAGUUGAAAAUUUGUUUUCUAGCAAAGCUGCAUUUCACAUUAGGGAGUUGGAAGCAACAAUUAAGGACCACCAGCGAUAUCUCAUUGAGCAAAAGAGUAUAAUGCAGGCUUUAAGCAAAGAUGUGAAUACGGUGAAGAAACUUGUGGAUGAUUGUCUUAUCAGCCAAUUGUCCUCGUCACUCCGUCCUCAUGAUGCAGUUUCAGCCUUGGGUCCUAUGUAUGAUGGCCAUGACAAAAGUUACCUUCCCAAGAUGCAGGCCUGUGAACGUGCAAUAUUUAGUCUGCUGGAUUUCUGCAAAAACAAAAAGAAUGAAAUGAACAUCUUUGUACACAUUUACAUGCAGGAGAUAGCAUAUAGUCAGUUCACCAUCAAAGAUGUACGAUAUAAGUUUUCUGUUUUUACAGAGGCACUGAAUCGUCAGAAUGAUCAGUUUGAGCACUUAAAGGUGAUCCGGGGCAUUGGCCCUGCAUACAGAGCAUGCCUUGCUGAGGUAGUCAGAAGAAAGGCUUCAAUGAAGCUCUACAUGGGCAUGGCUGGACAAUUGGCUGAAAAGCUAGCUACAAAGAGGGAUGCUGAGGUCAGGAGACGGGAGGAGUUUCUGAAAGUACAUAGUUCAUACAUACCUCGGGAUAUCUUAGCAUCCAUGGGAUUGUACGAUACUCCUAACCAAUGUGAUGUCAAUAUAACUCCUUUUGACUCUAAUUUACUUGAUAUUGACAUAUCAGACUUGGACCGUUAUGCUCCAGAAUGUUUAGUAGGAUUGUCUUCGAAAAAUGAAAAGCAUGGAACUUCAAAAGGUUUGUAUUCCAUGUCUAAUGAUGGUUCUCAGUCGACUGAAUUUGAAGAGAAUGCUGUGGAUUCAUCUGAGAAGUAUGAUUCUGAUGACCUCGUCGAGGGUUCAGAGUUGGUUGAGAUUGCUGGAACUAGCAAGCUGGAAGUUGAGAAUGCAAAACUGAAAGCUGAACUUGCUUCUGCAAUAGCCUUGAUUUGUUCAAUAAGCCCUGAAUAUGAAUGCGAAUCACUUGAUGACAGUAAAGUGGAGAGUUUACUUAAAAAUGCUGCAGAGAAGACAGUUGAAGCCUUACAUCUGAAAGAUGAGUAUGGGAAACACCUACAAUCUAUGCUAAAGAUUAAGCAAAUGCAAUGUGAGUCAUAUGAGAAACGAAUUAAAGAAUUGGAGCAGAGGUUAUCAGAUCAGUAUUUGCAAGGGAAUAAAACUUCAGUUGAUGGUGAUACAUCUAACUUUGCCCUUCCAACUGUGAAGCCUGAUGAUAGCAAAUCAGAAAUCUCAGGUGAUGGAGAAGCCCACAUGCCUCAUGUAUCCACUGAAGCUAUGGAUGAGGUUUCGUGUGCCUCUAGUUCAUUACAUGUAAAGUUAGAGCUCUCUAAACAAAGCAAAGGAUUUGAUGAGAAUAUGACAGAUUCUUCUGGAAUGCUGAACCCUCAGUUAGAUUCAUCAAUGCUAGAACCACAUCAUGAUGAAGGGCAUCCCUGUGACAAAGAGGGGAAAGAUGGGGGCAUGGUACUGGCAACUAGUUCCAUGGCUAUGAGCAUGACUCAGCCUCUGAAUGCUUUACCUUCUGAAACAGCUGUUGAACCGGGUUUGGAUUCUAAAAUUAGUGCUGAUCUUGUGCUGGAAUUGCAGAGUGCACUUGCAGAAAAGUCAGAAUUACAUAGUGCAAUUGCAGAAAAGUCAACUCAACUGGAUGAAACAGAAACCAAACUUAAGACUCUGAUGGACGAGGUUGCCAAGCUUGGGAGGGAGCUGGAGAACAAUCGGAAGCUCCUUGAUGAAUCUCAGGUAUCAUAAGUUGAAACACAUUUCUCCCUUCUUUUCAGUUUCUGUAAAUGUAAAUUUAAAUUGAAUUGAAUCAUGCUUCUGAGAACUGUUCUCUUUCUUUUCAUUUGAGCUCCAAAUUUAUCCAUUUUUUUUUUACCAUAGCCUAGUAAGCCUGUGGAUGAUACGAGGUUAGGAGCCCCUCUGUCUGUGGUUUAUUCUCACAUGAGCUCGCUGUUGGGAUUCCUUGGGGG
Ilex paraguariensis (yerba mate) is the source of this 3130-nucleotide messenger RNA. The record is from the annotation of a GenBank genome assembly. Lineage: Eukaryota; Viridiplantae; Streptophyta; Magnoliopsida; Aquifoliales; Aquifoliaceae.